AGCAAACAGCAACAAGCUGAGCUGCUGUGACAGAGGGGAACAAAAUGGCGGCGUGGAGUGGGCGCCUCUGGGUCAGGGCCCAACUGGGGCUCCCGCCGCUGCUGCUGCUGACCUUGUCCCUGGCCGGAGGCUCGGGGACUGCUUCGGCUGAAGCGUUUGACUCGGUCUUGGGGGAUACGGCAUCUUGCCAUCGGGCCUGUCAACUGACCUACCCCUUGCACACCUACCCCAAGGAAGAGGAGCUGUAUGCGUGUCAGAGAGGCUGCAGGCUGUUUUCAAUUUGUCAGUUUGUGGAUGACGGCAUUGAUUUAAACCGGACCAAAUUGGAAUGUGAAUCUGCGUGUACAGAAGCAUAUUCCCAAUCUGAUGAGCAAUACGCUUGCCAUCUCGGUUGCCAGAGUCAGCUGCCGUUUGCUGAACUGAGACAAGAACAACUCAUGUCUCUGAUGCCCAAAAUGCACCUGCUCUUCCCUCUUACUCUGGUGAGGUCCUUCUGGAGCGACGUGGUGGACUCUGCCCAGAGCUUCAUAACCUCUUCAUGGACUUUUUACCUUCAGGCCGAUGAUGGAAAAAUUGUUAUAUUCCAGUCUAAGCCAGAAAUUCAGUAUGCACCACAGUUGGAGCAGGAGCCUACAAAUUUGAAAGAAUCCUCUCUAAGCAAAAUGUCCUAUCUGCAAAUGCGAAGUUCACAAGCACACAGGAGCUUUCUCGAAGAUGGAGAAAGUGAUGGCUUCUUAAGAUGCCUCUCACUUAAUUCGGGGUGGAUUUUAACUACUACGCUGGUCCUCUCGGUGAUGGUAUUGCUCUGGAUUUGUUGUGCGACUGUUGCGACAGCGGUGGAGCAGUAUGUUCCCUCUGAGAAGCUGAGUAUCUACGGGGACUUGGAGUUUCUGAACGAACAGAAGCUAAACAAAUACCCAGCGUCUUCUCUGGUGGUGGUUAGGUCUCGACCAGAAGAUCAUGGAGAAGCGGGACCUCUGCCCACAAAAGUAGGCCUUGCUCACUCAGAGGUUUGAGCUGCUGUUGUUCUUUUUAAAUAAAGGCGUAAUCGACAUCCAACUUUCCACAUCUGAUAGAGCUUUUGAAAUAGUUUCAUUGGACAUAAGCCUUAAGAAAUCACUAGAAAGUUCAAAUAAAGUUACCCAAAUCUUUAAACACUG
Messenger RNA from Echinops telfairi (small Madagascar hedgehog), 1160 nucleotides. It is a transcript of the gene TMEM59, whose product is annotated as transmembrane protein 59. The transcript has 8 exons. The record is from RefSeq and is a predicted model, not a curated record. Gene Ontology annotation, cellular component: lysosome; late endosome. Bases 45 to 1016 code for a protein of 323 amino acids. NCBI's taxonomy places the organism in Eukaryota, Metazoa, Chordata, Mammalia, Afrosoricida, Tenrecidae. Gene Ontology annotation, biological process: positive regulation of autophagy.